Acanthopagrus latus (yellowfin seabream) is the source of this 1614-nucleotide messenger RNA. RefSeq lists its product as uncharacterized. The transcript is spliced from 14 exons. Bases 1 to 1614 code for a protein of 537 amino acids. The record is from RefSeq and is a predicted model, not a curated record. Lineage: Eukaryota; Metazoa; Chordata; Actinopteri; Spariformes; Sparidae.
AUGACUGGAUACCAGUGCAGAUGUGAGCAGAGCUUUGCUUGGUCGUUUAACAACUGCAUCACCCACGGAGCCUGUGACGCCAUCGUCGGUGACACAUGUGGAUGCAUUAAUGCACUUCCAGCUGACGGCCGGUACUGUCAGCCAAACACCAGUCAAACAGAGCCGACACCAUCACCGACACCACCAAACGACCCGGUGGACAUUGAUUUAGUCCUUGAGCUGCGUGUUCCUGUCUCCAGUGUGCCAUCAGGAUUCAUUGAUCUGUUCAGGCAAAUUGUGAACCGUUUCCUGUUGCCCUUCCCCAUCACACAGUCUUUAAAAGUAGUGGGCUUAAAUUUCACCACAGGGUGCUCCCCAGACUCCACCGGAGGACUGCAGUGUGGGUGUGAAGAGAACUUUGCUUGGUCAUGUGACACGUGUAACAACUUCAGUGUGUGCAGCAACGUCACUGGACCAACCUGUGGCUGCAUAAAUGGACUUCCUUCUGAUGGACAGUUCUGUCAACCAAUCACAGAUGUGGUUCCAUGUCCAACCUCACCUCCAGACCCGGUGGACAUUGAUUUAGUCCUUGAGCUGCGUGUUCCUGUCUCCAGUGUGCCAUCAGGAUUCAUUGAUCUGUUCAGGCAAAUUGUGAACCGUUUCCUGUUGCCCUUCCCCAUCACACAGUCUUUAAAAGUAGUGGGCUUAAAUUUCACCACAGGGUGCUCCCCAAACUCCACCGGAGGACUGCAGUGUGGGUGUGAAGAGAACUUUGCUUGGUCAUGUGACACGUGUAACAACUUCAGUGUGUGCAGCAACGUCACUGGACCAACCUGUGGCUGCAUAAAUGGACUUCCUUCUGAUGGACAGUUCUGUCAACCAAUCACAGAUGUGGUUCCAUGUCCAACCUCACCUCCAGACCCGGUGGACAUUGAUUUAGUCCUUGAGCUGCGUGUUCCUGUCUCCAGUGUGCCAUCAGGAUUCAUUGAUCUGUUCAGGCAAAUUGUGAACCGUUUCCUGUUGCCCUUCCCCAUCACACAGUCUUUAAAAGUAGUGGGCUUAAAUUUCACCACAGGGUGCUCCCCAAACUCCACCGGAGGACUGCAGUGUGGGUGUGAAGAGAACUUUGCUUGGUCAUGUGACACGUGUAACAACUUCAGUGUGUGCAGCAACGUCACUGGACCAACCUGUGGCUGCAUAAAUGGACUUCCUUCUGAUGGACAGUUCUGUCAACCAAUCACAGAUGUGGUUCCAUGUCCAACCUCACCUCCAGACCCGGUGGACAUUGAUUUAGUCCUUGAGCUGCGUGUUCCUGUCUCCAGUGUGCCAUCAGGAUUCAUUGAUCUGUUCAGGCAAAUUGUGAACCGUUUCCUGUUGCCCUUCCCCAUCACACAGUCUUUAAAAGUAGUGGGCUUAAAUUUCACCACAGGGUGCUCCCCAAACUCCACCGGAGGACUGCAGUGUGGGUGUGAAGAGAACUUUGCUUGGUCAUGUGACACGUGUAACAACUUCAGUGUGUGCAGCAACGUCACUGGACCAACCUGUGGCUGCAUAAAUGGACUUCCUUCUGAUGGACAGUUCUGUCAACCAAUCACAGAUGUGGUUCCAUGUCCAACCUCACCUCCAGGUAUGUAG